AUGUUACACAACUGCGCAAGAAGCACUGGACCGGCACCAGGUGGUGGUUUCGAAGGCGAUAUCAUUCUUCAAACUGACUUUAGAGGCGUUGCAAAUAUUGGACAAGCAACAAGAUGGACGAGUGGUCAGGUCCCAUACGAUUGGUCAGCUGUUACAGGUUCAUAUCAUACGCAGCUAAAACAUCCCAAAACUAAUAUAUCAAUUAUUUAUUGUUGUUUUCAUCCCUUUAUAGAUAAAAAAGAUCGAGAUUCAAUAAAAGCUGCUAUGGAUCAAAUUGUACGUGACACAUCUGUAAAUAAUAAAGCUUGCGUAGGGUUUCGACCUAAAACAGCAGCCGACAAAAAUUUUAUAACAAUUAGAUAUGGUACCGGCUGUAGUGCAGCAAAUUGGUCUGGAUCAAAAUUCGUCACAUUACAAAAAAAUGGUUGUUUUAGUAAAGGCACAAUUAUGCACGAAUUAAUCCAUGUAUUAGGUUUUUGGCAUGAGCAUACAAGUCCAGAUCGUGAUGCAUACGUAUCAAUCAACUAUGGCAACAUUGCAGCAAGCAACACACAUAAUUUCAAUAAACGUACAACUGGUCAAACAGAAAAUCUUGGUCUUGGUUAUGAUUAUAGUUCUCUAAUGCACUACGGUUCAACGGCGUUCAGUACAAAUGGUAAACCAACCAUCGUCGUCAAAAAAGCGGGUGCUACGAUUGGACAACGAGGUGGUUUAAGUGCAACAGAUGUGAAAAAAAUUCGAAAAUACUAUGGUUGUAAAUGA
This is a messenger RNA of Didymodactylos carnosus, 762 nucleotides long. Lineage: Eukaryota; Metazoa; Rotifera; Eurotatoria; Philodinida; Philodinidae. The record is from the annotation of a GenBank genome assembly.